This is a messenger RNA of Mastomys coucha (southern multimammate mouse), 1400 nucleotides long. RefSeq names its product keratin 19 (gene Krt19). The transcript has 6 exons. The record is from RefSeq and is a predicted model, not a curated record. Gene Ontology annotation, molecular function: structural molecule activity. Lineage: Eukaryota; Metazoa; Chordata; Mammalia; Rodentia; Muridae. Bases 66 to 1277 code for a protein of 403 amino acids.
CUCCUGCGGUCAGCAGCUCUUAGACCUGCGUUCCUUGUUCGUUCGCUUCGGUCUUCCUCCUCACCAUGACUUCCUAUAGCUAUCGUCAGUCCUCAGCCAUGUCCUCCUUUGGGGGCACAGGUGGGGGUUCCGUGCGUUUUGGGUCAGGGGGUGUUUUCCGCGCACCCAGCAUCCAUGGGGGCUCAGGCGGCCGCGGCGUGUCCGUGUCCUCCACCCGCUUCGUGACCUCGUCCUCCGGGAGCUAUGGCGGAGGCCGCGGUGGAAGUUUUAGUGGGACCCUGGCUGUGUCCGAUGGGCUGCUGGCUGGCAACGAGAAGAUCACCAUGCAGAACCUUAACGAUCGCCUCGCCUCCUACUUGGACAAGGUGCGCGCCCUGGAGCAAGCCAAUGGCGAGCUGGAGGUGAAGAUCCGCGACUGGUACCAGAAGCAGGGACCCGGGCCCUCCCGGGAUUACAAUCACUACUUUAAGACCAUCGAGGACUUGCGCAACAAGAUUCUGGAUGCCACCAUUGACAACUCCAAGAUUGUCCUACAGAUUGACAAUGCCCGCCUGGCUGCAGAUGACUUCCGAACCAAGUUUGAGACGGAACAGGCCUUGCGUCUGAGCGUGGAGGCUGACAUCAACGGCCUGCGCCGGGUGCUGGAUGAGCUGACCCUGGCCAGGACUGACCUGGAGAUGCAGAUUGAGAGCCUGAAAGAGGAGCUGGCUUACCUGAAGAAGAACCAUGAGGAGGAAAUUAGUGCCCUGAGGAGCCAGGUGGGUGGCCAGGUCAGCGUGGAGGUGGAUUCCACUCCAGGCGUCGACCUAGCCAAGAUCCUGAGUGAGAUGCGAAGUCAGUAUGAGAUCAUGGCUGAGAAGAACCGGAAGGAUGCUGAAGCCUGGUACACCACUCGGAUCGAGGAGCUGAACACUCAGGUCGCUGUCCACACUGAGCAGAUCCAGAUAAACAAGACUGAAGUCACGGACCUUCGACGUACCCUCCAGGGCCAUGAGAUUGAGCUGCAGUCCCAGCUCAGCAUGAAAGCUGCCCUGGAAGGCACGCUGGCAGAGACAGAGGCGCGUUAUGGAGCCCAGCUGUCACAGAUCCAGGGCGUGAUCAGCAGUAUCGAAGCCCAGCUGAGUGAUGUGCGAGCUGACACAGAGCGCCAGAACCAGGAGUAUAAGCAGCUCAUGGACAUCAAGUCGAGGCUGGAGCAGGAGAUCGCUACCUACCGCAGCCUGCUUGAGGGCCAGGAAGCCCAUUACAACAAUCUGCCCACCCCCAAGGCCAUCUGAGCUGAUCCUGGGCCCCUGCCCUGCUACCAGUGAGACUCCCUCGGGGAGGGGUAUGACUGGAGUGAUAAAGUUUACUCCAGUCCUUCCGUCGACUUGUCAAUAAAACUAUCCUCCAAGGGAAAA